AUGCCUACGAAUCUUUACCCAGAUAUUCCCCUUCUUCAAGAUCCUGACUCAGAGUCGGCGGACGCUACGGCCUCCGCUCACACCUUCACCUUCGCAUAUCCUGUUCCAGAAGAGGUGUCUCGAAUUCUUCCGGCGUCAGGCACCUAUGGCCCCUUUCGUGUUUGGCGUGUUUUGGGCGAGGGCGGGUACGCUACGGCAAUGGGAGCCCAAGACAUAGCGACAGAUCGCUUGUUGUGUCUCAAGGUCUUCCGGAAGGACCGUCUUAAGUACAUGUCUACAAAAAAAGUUCUUUUGAAUGAACUCGAAGUGUACAAGCGCAUUUCAUUAGCGAUGCCGUGUCCCGCAAUUAGAUUUGUUAUGGGGCUUGAAAUGUCGUUUCAGACAAAGGAUCGAAUAUGUUUGGUCAUGGACCCUCGCGGCCGGCGACCUCUACAAUGUUAUGAGAGAUCGCUCUUCAUAUUGUGUCCAGCAUCGUCGCAGGCGCUCGGGAUGAAUGCUCUACAUGAGAUAGGGAUCAUUCAUCGGGAUAUCAAAGCCGAAAACAUCCUGAUCGAUGUUCGAGAGAACGCUAGGGUCACUGAUUUUGGCCUGUGUUAUGUACACACAGACAAGGGGCCCCUGGAGCAACGGUGGGGGUAUACAAGAGGUACAGUGGGGAACGACCCACUGCAUGGCACCGGAGGUCUUGCGCAACAGAACAGACCCCAGUUCUAUGGGGCUGUAUCGUCUACCAGCUUGUUUCAAAGACACAUGAGGCGUUAUUUUCAACGGAGGAUGAUAUAUCAUUCUAUGUUUCUUGGUUCUCCAACACUGACAGAGCAUCCAAGCGGUUUCCCUGCCUUCGAAGGACUCCAUGAAGUUAUCGCCGAUUUACUUUCAGGGCUGCUACAUUGUGACCCAUACUCACGGUAUGGAUUCCAUGAGCUCAUAGAGCAUAAAGCGUUUUUGCUCCAAUGUGGCAUGUCAGAAUUCUCCGGCGCAUACGCUCGUGCGCUUGAACGCGAAGAACUGCCAGAUUCGCUGCCAGAUUUACGAUGUGGAUUGGACAUUUACGCAGCACCGGUUUGGUUUCGCUUACCUUACUGCGAGAAGCCGCGCGUUUCAAAUGUGGAUUGGGUCAAGCCGGCGCUUCUUUCUACGGACUUAUGA
Suillus subalutaceus is the source of this 1149-nucleotide messenger RNA. RefSeq names its product kinase-like domain-containing protein. The transcript is spliced from 7 exons. Gene Ontology annotation, molecular function: protein kinase activity; ATP binding. NCBI's taxonomy places the organism in Eukaryota, Fungi, Basidiomycota, Agaricomycetes, Boletales, Suillaceae. Bases 1 to 1149 code for a protein of 382 amino acids. The record is from RefSeq and is a predicted model, not a curated record. Gene Ontology annotation, biological process: protein phosphorylation.